Lachnellula hyalina is the source of this 543-nucleotide messenger RNA. RefSeq lists its product as uncharacterized. The transcript has 3 exons. Bases 1 to 543 code for a protein of 180 amino acids. Lineage: Eukaryota; Fungi; Ascomycota; Leotiomycetes; Helotiales; Lachnaceae. The record is from RefSeq and is a predicted model, not a curated record.
AUGAAUCUCAUGUUGUCCGCGUACAGAAUUAUCAUGCCAUCCAUCACCACGGCUACUCCAGCUUGUACUAGUAACCAAACAAAUAAACAUUUACCUACGGAUCAAACAGUAACAAUGGCAACACAUACUUCUGAGCAAGCACGAUGUACAAUUGAACAUCCAAAGACAACCACCGCACCUCACAACAUCCCCACACACCACCCAACCUCCGACACCUCACCUUCGACCCUCCCACCCAUCCCCACCUCCGACGGUCGGCGCAACUCCAGAGGCGAGAUCCUCAAGAGCUCGAUCGAGACAUGGAAGCCGAACAUGGGGCGCACGCAGAGCUGGAACCAGGAAGAUCUGAAGCGGAGGUUCUAUGCCGGGGAACUCGAUCCCGCGACUUCGAAGGCGCUGGAGGGUGAGGAGAAGGGCUUUACGGAGGUGGUGGGAGAGGAAGAUGGGGGCAGUGGGUUCAUGAAGGUUGGCGAGAAGCAGCAUCAUCAUUGGUCUUUGGGGAAAAUUGGGGGACAUGGGUCGGGUGGGAAUACAGCUGUUUGA